AUGGAAAACCUACCGAAAACAAAGCAUAGCGGCUGCUCCGUUGGCCGAAAUAUGUGGCCAUCGCGCUCAAGCUUCUCCAUGAGGGCUCAGAGGAGUCUUCAGGGGGGUCUAUACGACGAAAUUCGGUAUCAAUAAGGCUACGUGCCUGUUACGUGAUUAUUUGGAGCCUGAUUAUAUUAUUAUAAGCACGCAGAACAUGACCGAUACUUAUAACAAUCGUCGUCUCUCUCUCUUAAAGGGCUCCCGAGCACGACGUGACGGAGGUGCUUACAUGCACUGGCAUUUUGGCAGGUUAAAGAUUUCGCCGUCCAUAGACGCCUGUGUGUUGUCAAUGGCCCAUAAUGGUAUCCCUUCUUUGAAUACAGGGCAACAUCCAUGUCAUACGGUUGAACUUGUGUGGAGAUCCCAGUGGUCAUCUUCCAACACACACUAUUUCUUGGCAAGAUAUCACGCAAUCGUCUACUUCGUUUCCGAAGUUCUGUUUCUCAAUACUGCCGAUCCUUCAACAUACAUCUUCAUUCUUGACAUCAUUCUAUUAUUUCGCGUCUACGCCUUGUAUAACCGAAAUAAAUUUCUUUUUAUCUUCCUCUCGCUCUGUACUGUUGGAUCCACAGCGGCUGCCCUGUGGGCUUUCAGUGUCGUGUGUCGACAUGGUGCGACAGCUAUGGCUGCUCCUUGGAGGGCCUGUAGGUCUAUGGCAUCAAAUAUGAUGUACGGUAUUGCCGCAUAGUCAGUCAAUCUCACCAUCAUUCCUUCCGUCCAGUGUUACAACUUGUCAUACAGCGCUCCCCGCUUCUCAUUAUCAGUACUAUUUCUGGCUUUGAUGGUGACCAAGUUUUGUUAGAGUCUGGAUCUAUAAUAAGAGUAACUCAGUCUCGGUACGCAAAGUUUUGGCGAACAUAUUACACCAUAUGCGGCCGCACCUGUGAUCCAAGAACAAUAAUGACUCGGAUGAAACAGAUUUCACCGCUGUUGACAGCGUUCGUUGAAGAUGGA
Messenger RNA from Guyanagaster necrorhizus, 996 nucleotides. RefSeq lists its product as uncharacterized. The record is from RefSeq and is a predicted model, not a curated record. The transcript is spliced from 10 exons. NCBI's taxonomy places the organism in Eukaryota, Fungi, Basidiomycota, Agaricomycetes, Agaricales, Physalacriaceae. The coding region runs from base 197 to 730 and encodes 177 amino acids.